Aspergillus welwitschiae is the source of this 1980-nucleotide messenger RNA. RefSeq names its product Zn(II)2Cys6 transcription factor domain-containing protein. The record is from RefSeq and is a predicted model, not a curated record. Gene Ontology annotation, cellular component: nucleus. Bases 1 to 1980 code for a protein of 659 amino acids. The transcript has 4 exons. Lineage: Eukaryota; Fungi; Ascomycota; Eurotiomycetes; Eurotiales; Aspergillaceae. Gene Ontology annotation, biological process: regulation of DNA-templated transcription. Gene Ontology annotation, molecular function: DNA-binding transcription factor activity, RNA polymerase II-specific; transcription cis-regulatory region binding; zinc ion binding.
AUGGAUCAGUCCCCCACCGAUCAGUCCCCCACCGAGUAUGAUCUCGCCCCGGCCCCAUACGGCCGCGCCUGCAUGAAUUGCUCGCAGUCUAAAUGCAAAUGCAUCCUGCCCAAAGGGGGCGGGCGAUGCCAGAGGUGCCAGCGGCUGAAUAAAGAAUGUCGGCCAUCGGCGUUCCAUCGACGGCAGAAUGCACGCAAGCCCUCGAAGACAGGGCGAUUGGAGAAGAAGCUGGAUGAUUUGGUGACUCUGCUUCGCGCGCAAGCGCCUUCCCAUGCCCAUGCGGGGGAUUAUGCAGAGUUGAUUGAUGAGCUGCGACGAGAGCCAGAUGAAGACCCUCAUCACCACCCACCACCGCCACGCUCGCAGAUCAAGGUUACCCGGACAGUCUCGACGGCGGAGAGAUCCAUCGACUGUGGGUUCCUUAAUCACUUUGCUCAGGUCGGAGCGAGUACCUCCUCCCGGGAUGAGUCGAAUAAUGCAGCAAGUGCAGCAGAGCCGAGCUGGUCGCAGGCUGAAGAGUAUCUGAGCAUGUUUGUCACUCAAAAGCUACCAUAUCUGCCAUUCGUGUAUUUUCCGCCAGGAACAACAGCACAGCACCUUCGCAGUGACCGUCCGUUCCUCUGGCUUUGCAUCAUGGCAGUAACGGCAAAGAGCCCGAGUCAGCGACGCACGCUCUGCGAUAGAAUCCGCGAUACUGUAGCACAACGCAUGGUUCUAGACUGCUACGGUCGCGACCUCGACUUCCUCCUCGGUCUCAUGGUAUACAUUGCCUGGUCCAACCAGCAAAUCUUCAAGAAGCUCAAUAUGACCAUAUACAGCCAGUUCGCCACAGCCGUAGUCUUCGACCUUAUGCUCAACCAGGCCCCUGGCGGAGACAAACCAUCACUACUGUGUAUACUCCAAACCCAUCCAGACGAGGAUCCCUCCCCAUCACGAGCCCGAACAAUGGAUGAGAGACGCGCCGUGCUGGGCUGUUUUCUCUUAACCUCCAGUAUAUCCCUCUUCCUGGAAAAAAGCGAACCUCUUCGCUGGACUCCCCACAUGGACGAAUGCCUACACCACAUAAGCGAACACCCCGAAUGUCUCAACGACGAGAUCCUCGCCCAACAAGUGCACUUCCAACUCAUCAACGAGAGAAUCAACACCACCGCCACAACCACAACCGACUUCUACCACACUAGCCUCCUAUCCCCCUCCCCAUUCAGACCCCCAUUAUCAAUCUACAACCAGGCGAUAGACACCCACCUCCAACAAACCCAAAGCAAACUCACCCCCCACUCCCAACGCUACCGAAUCCUCCACCUCCACCACUCCAACACGCACCUCACGAUCCACGAAUCCGCCCUUUUAAAACCAUUCCCUAACCCCUCUACCACACAACCCCCCAAUCCUCCCCUAACAAUCAAUCAUCACCUCCACCACCUCGAAUCCCUCCACGCCUGCCUCUCCGCCGUGAACGCCUGGAUAUCCUCCUUCCUCGCCAUCCCACCAGCCGAGUACGCAGGCUUCCCCUUCCCCAUCUUCUCGCAGCUCGUGCGACACCUGGCGGCGUUGUAUCGGUUGUCUACACUUGACGAUCCGAGCUGGGAUCGGGGGUUUGUGCGCCGCACCAUCGAUCUGAUGAGUGUGAUGGAUCGGUUGAUUGGAAACCUGGGACAGGCGGCGGCGUUGGCGAGACUCGAAGCGCAGGGCGAGGAUGAGGAUGAAGAUGUGUUUUUUUAUUCGAUUGGGAAGUAUGAGUCUGUUAGGUUGAAAUGGGGAGGUGUUUUUGGGGGCAGUGCCCCUGGGAAUGGGAAUGGGGUUAAUGGGGGAGUGGUGGAGAGACAGGGGGUGCAGGAUGGGGUUGGGGGAAGUACUGGGUUGGGUCUGGGUCUGGGUCAAGCUCAGGGACAUGCACAGGCACAGGCACAGGAGAUGGGGGGUUGGGGGGCGGGUUAUGAUGAUUGGUUGUCGGAGUUUUUGAAUUCGAUGGUGCAUUGA